ACACGAUAUCCUCGAGGAGUAGCCGUCCAUUUCGAGAAAGUCGAAACGUUAUUGUGUUGCAGGAGCUGGUAGAAUUGAACACGAGGGAAAAGUAUGUAAGGAUGGAGAAUAUCCUGAAGAGAUAUUCCGCAACUCCAUCCUCUUUUCACUCGCAACAAUCACUACCAGCUUACCUCGAACACCUUCGCUGGUCCCCCUCCCCCCACAACGACCCACCAUGCAGAUCGAGCGGCUCGAGCAGACCGGCCAGUACCCCGGACUUGGCUCCGAGGGUUGCGGCACAAUGCCCGACCUGUAUCCUGGGGAUGCGUUUCCCAUCAUGCAGUUGCUCCACCACCUGCAUUCUGUGAACGUCCCUUCGGAUGUCGUCUCUGUCGCCCGCCACAACCGCUACGACCUCACCAACCUCAUCCUUGACCUGGACAUGCCCGGUGCAGUCGCCGUGUUCAGCCGGUUCAUCGACCUCUUCGAGCCGCGCGUCCUCUCCCGCAUCGAGACUGUGGAUUUCCGCAGCAGAUACUUCCACGCCCUACUCAGCGUCAAGAGCCCCGGCAUCAUGGCCUUCCCGCAAGGCGAAUGGACCAUCAUGUGUCCCUGCUCCGCACAUCCUCGCACGGUGACAUUCCAAAUGUGCGAGUGGCAAUUCGCCGCGCUGGAAAGGCGCCAGAUCUUCGGCCGGGGCUUCCAUGAGGGACUCCUCAAGGAACUGGUGCGAGCUUCGCGUAGAAACACUGCCUUCGACGUGACGGCGUACAAGGGCAUUGCAGACGGCUUGGGGAAGCUUUGCUUCAACCUCAUGCAAAUGCCCGCGCCAUUCAUGUUCACGUCGAAAUGCCAAGUUUGCACGUGGCACAUGCAGCAAGGAGAGCGACCAGCCGGAGAGUCCGAGAGCAACAGCAACGAUCUGGUUCUGGGGUCGGAUUCUGAUCGAGGCACCGGGCCAAAGGGUCCCAUCGGCAAACGUCAUCUCUCGUCGACGUGGGAGCUGCAAAUCGCCCCACCAAUGACGAUGCAGCCAGCUCCCCCAGGUCACGAGUGGAUGGCGCAGCACCAGCACCAGCACCAGCACCAGCCGCAGCAGCAGUGGAACGACGUCGGGUAUCUGCCCGAGACAUUCUACCAGACAGCGCCGCCUCUCCCGACCGGAGGAUGGACGGAUAUGCAUGGCAAUUUCCAUCCGGCGCCGAUUCCGCCGUUUGUUGGGAAUUUCGUCCUGCAUUCUUCGUCUUCUUCUUCGGCGACGGGGGGGUUCCCGGGCAUGUUCUGAAUUCUUCUGUUCGCUGGGACUGGGCGGGUCACGGUUGGUGCGACAUACACGGGAGGGAAGGGCAUAGAGCGGACAUUUCUAUGGGUCUUGCUUAGCGGUUGGUUUUUAUGUUGUUAUUUGAUGAUACCCCAUUUGCGUCUGUCUAGAUAGAGUCAGGAUGUUCUAUCACUCGACAUUGCACUGCAGUUAUUAUUGAGCUCGUUCAAGUCUAC
Messenger RNA from Dissoconium aciculare CBS 342.82, 1479 nucleotides. RefSeq lists its product as uncharacterized. The transcript is spliced from 4 exons. The coding region runs from base 218 to 1267 and encodes 349 amino acids. NCBI's taxonomy places the organism in Eukaryota, Fungi, Ascomycota, Dothideomycetes, Mycosphaerellales, Dissoconiaceae. The record is from RefSeq and is a predicted model, not a curated record.